AUGGAGUCCUUGAUAAACAACCUUCAGCAGUGGUUGAAGAGACACAAAGUAGAUGAUGCACCCGGAGACAGUGGAGGUGUACGACCAAAAAGAGAGAAGCAUUGAUAUGAUAAGGAAAAGAGAGACCCAGUCUGUAUCUUUUGUGAGGGAAAGCAUUGGGGAGACACAUGCGAAGUCAUUAACACAAUAGAAGCAAGAAGACAGUUCUUCCAAGAAAAGAAAUUGUGUUUCAAAUUCUUGUGGCCGCGCAGGACACUGGGGGAAGCAAUGUCGAAGCCGAGUAUGUUUCAAGUGCAAGUCAAAGCAUCAUACAAGUCUUUGUGAGAAGAAUAAGAAUAGACCACCCGGUGACAACGGAACUGUGUUAACAAGCUAUUCUCCUUCAGCCGAUGAAUGGUCAUUGCCAUCCAUAAUACCUGUAAAGAUAAAAGGCAAAACAUUUUGGGCAUACCUGGACACUGGAACUGGGAGGAAUUUCAUUACAAGCGAAGUGGCCAAAAGGUUAAAACUCAAAGCUGAACGUCACGAAGUACGAGAUAUUCUCACCAUAAAUGGCUCAAAGAAACAGUCUAUGCCUAUCUUUAACCUCUUAAUUGAGUCACUAGAUGGUAAAGCGAGUGAGAAGAUUCAGGUAACUGGAACAAAACUGCAAGACUUCACAACCGUGCAAAGACCGGAUAUAAACAGGUUAAAGGAGCAGUAUAAGCAUACCAAAGACAAGAGGUUUUACAAACAGAUUGGAGACGAGUAUCCUAUACACGUGAUUUUAGGAGUACCUACUGUCAAAUAA
Molecule: messenger RNA, 790 nt
Organism: Porites lobata
Lineage: Eukaryota; Metazoa; Cnidaria; Anthozoa; Scleractinia; Poritidae
Source: the annotation of a GenBank genome assembly